Caenorhabditis bovis is the source of this 801-nucleotide messenger RNA. The record is from the annotation of a GenBank genome assembly. Lineage: Eukaryota; Metazoa; Nematoda; Chromadorea; Rhabditida; Rhabditidae.
AUGCAACCAACGUCUUUUCAUCAUUUUCCUUGUGAUAAUACCAAAUAUAGCGAUGAACAAAUCGGGUGCAUUUGUGAGCUUCUCUCAAAUGAUAUUCGCAAAUUGUCGCAAUUCGUUUGGGUCACUUUGGAACGACUUGAGACGAGAAAUAAUCAGCAUAUUCUGAAGGCUCAGGCAACGAUUGCCUACCAUUCGCAAAAUUAUAAAGAAUUGUAUCAAAUAAUUGAAUCGCAUCAUUUUUCAUUGGAACAUCAUGCCGCCUUGCAGGAAUUCUGGCUAAAUGCACAUUAUAAUGAAGCAGAGAAAUUGCGAGGUCGUUCUCUGGGAGCAGUCGGAAAAUAUCGAAUUCGAAGAAAAUAUCCUCUGCCACGAACGAUUUGGGACGGAGAGGAAACCAGUUACUGUUUUAGGGACAAAUCGCGAGUUUUACUUCGUGAAUGGUACUGUCGCAAUAAUUAUCCGAGUCCGCGCGAAAAGAGAGAAUUGGCUGAAAAAACUCAUCUGACAGUUACACAGGUGUCAAACUGGUUCAAAAAUCGGCGACAGCGCGAUCGAGCUGGAGAUGGAAGGGAUCCUCGAGUGAUCAAAGAAAAUGUAGCAGCUGGAAGUGAAGAAGAAGAUCUUCGACUGAUCCGCAAAUCAUCUUCCACAAAGUUUCUUCCGUACUCAGCCGAUUUCGAGUAUCAAACUUCGAUUCCCGGCUUCUACAGCAUGAUAAAUUACAACGAGAUGAUGUCAUUUGCGACGAAUCCUACUACUUCGGUGUCAGUCCCAUCGUCAGCUUCAUACCAAACAUUGUAA